Molecule: messenger RNA, 4208 nt
Organism: Synchiropus splendidus (mandarinfish)
Lineage: Eukaryota; Metazoa; Chordata; Actinopteri; Syngnathiformes; Callionymidae
Product: NEDD4-like E3 ubiquitin-protein ligase WWP1
Exons: 25
Coding region: 244-3051 (935 amino acids)
Biological process (GO): ubiquitin-dependent protein catabolic process
Molecular function (GO): ubiquitin protein ligase activity; protein binding
Source: RefSeq, a predicted model, not a curated record
AGCGCAUUUGGAGGUGGGGAGGGGGGCGCGCCUCUGUGUGGAGUCGUCUUGGAUGGCGAUUCCGUAGCAGUGUGAAGGCCUUUAUACAGUAAGCAUACUUGCCAACGGGCACCCGGAGAACUUCGGGGGUCACAGACCACAGGGAAGGAGCUCACGACAGACAGGGAAAUCAUGGGACACGGAGUGGGCUGAACCACGGGUUCCAACUGCACACACCAAUAGCUUCUCACUGUGGUGCAUGUCAUGGCCACUGCCUCACUGAGAGCAGAGUCUAGCCAUAACCACAGAGGAACCUCUCCUCUAAAUGCUUGUGUCAUCUGUGCCAAACUCAAGAGGAAGAAGAGCUUGUUUGGUGCUGCCAUUUAUGUGGAGGUGACAGCAGAGGGGAAUUCGCAGCGCACAGAGAAAUCUCACAGCUCCUCCAACCCCAAAUGGAACACAACGCUCAGCCUGAAUGUAACACCACAGUCAAGGGUGGAUUUCAAAGUAUGGAGUCACAACACGCUGAAAGCAGAUGCUCUGUUGGGCAAAGCCACGCUGGAUCUGAAACAAGCCUUAGAACAGCAUAACAGCAAGUUGGAGAAUGUCGAGGAGGUGCUUAAGCUAAGUGUGGAGCAGAAAGGAGCCUGUGUGCCCACUGGGGAGUUGACGGUCUUGCUGACUUUCUCGCCGACCCUCUCUAACCAGGAGGAGCUGCCCCUUCUUACUAAUGGCAAUGCUACGAAUGGAACGAAGAACCAUCAAAAUGGUCAUGCCAUCCAUGAAAAUGGGGACUCCUCUUCAUCCUCUUUAAGGGCUGCCAAUGGCACCGUGAAUGGUGUGGACUCAGGACCCAGUUUGGGUUCCUGCUCUUCUACAAAUGGCUUGAACAGUCAGGUGCCUUCCAGUUCCUGUAGCCCCGCCCUUGGUCACAUAGUAAAUGGGGAUGCAACAUCAAACUCUACCCCGAUCCACCAGCCAUCAGACAGCGAUUCCGAGGGCAGGAUUGUCAAUGGUGAGUCCUGUGACUCUGGUUUGCCGCCAGUUUCGGAUGUUGGGGAUGUGGUGCCUAGUACAGAAGACCACGCGGACUGCACUUUACCACCAGCAGGGCCGACCUCCUCAGAGCCUCCUGUCACCUCUACAUCUGCUGCUGCUUCUUCUACGUUAACCUCCUCAGCCCCCAGUGUUUCGACCACCACGACCGCGCCAUCAUCAUCAUCCUCUUCAUCGCCAGCAGUGGGAGAAGGAAAUGCAUCUGUUUCUGCAGGUGGUAGCAGUGGGAGCAGUACAACUGCAGCCACUGAUGGGACUAAGCCCAGACAGCAAGCUCCAAAUUCUGGAGCACCUGACCCUCUACCACCAGGGUGGGAGCAGAGGAAAGACCCACACGGGAGAACUUACUAUGUAGACCACAAUACCAGAACUACUACAUGGGAGAGACCACAGCCACUGCCUCCUGGGUGGGAGCGACGAGUGGAUGACAGAGGCAGAAUCUAUUAUGUGGACCACAACACUCGUACCACAACAUGGCAGCGUCCCACAAUGGAGUCUGUCCGCAACUUUGAGCAGUGGCAGAGCCAACGCAGCCAGCUGCAGGGAGCUAUGCACCAGUUUAACCAGCGAUACCUCUACUCUGCAUCUAUGAUGUCUGCAGAGAAUGACCCUCUUGGUCCACUGCCUCCUGGUUGGGAAAGACGAGUGGACUCCAAUGACAGGGUGUACUUUGUCAACCACAAUACCAAGACAACACAGUGGGAAGACCCUCGAACCCAAGGGCUACAGAAUGAGGACCCCCUGCCAGAAGGUUGGGAAAUUCGCUACACCAGGGAAGGUGUUCGAUACUUUGUGGAUCACAACACCAGAACCACCACUUUCAGUGAUCCCCGCACUGGAAAGUCCUCAGUCACCAAAGGGCCUCAGAUUGCUUAUGAGCGCAGCUUCAGGUGGAAACUUGCCCAUUUCCGCUACUUGUGUCAGUCCAAUGCUCUCCCGAGCCAUGUCAAGAUCACCGUUUCUCGCCAGACUUUGUUUGAAGACUCUUUUCAGCAGAUUAUGGCACUGAAGCCUUAUGACUUGAGGAGAAGACUGUAUGUCAUCUUCAGAGGAGAGGAGGGCCUUGAUUACGGAGGCUUGGCCCGGGAGUGGUUCUUCUUGUUGUCCCAUGAGGUUCUGAACCCCAUGUACUGUCUGUUUGAAUAUGCUGGCAAAAGCAACUACUGUCUGCAGAUCAACCCGGCGUCAGCCAUCAACCCAGACCACCUCUCUUACUUUUGCUUCAUUGGCAGAUUCAUUGCAAUGGCACUUUUCCACGGCAAAUUCAUCGACACAGGAUUCUCUCUGCCUUUCUACAAACGCAUGCUGAACAAAAAGCUCAUUCUCAAAGAUCUUGAGUCCAUCGACCCAGAGUUCUAUAACUCACUCAUAUGGAUCCGAGACAACAACAUUGAAGAAUGUGGUCUGGAGAUGUACUUCUCUGUAGACAUGGAGAUAUUGGGGAAGAUAUCCUCCCAUGAUCUCAAGCCUGCUGGUGCUGAUGUCCUCGUCACUGAAGAGAAUAAAGAAGAGUAUAUCAGUCUGAUGGCAGAGUGGAGAUUCUCCAGAGGAGUCGAAGGUCAAACCAAAGCUUUUCUGGAUGGCUUCAAUGAAGUAGUUCCGCUUCAGUGGCUUCAGUAUUUUGAUGAAAAAGAGCUGGAGGUGAUGUUGUGUGGCAUGCAGGAGGUGGACCUGCAGGACUGGCAAAGGAACACUGUCUAUCGUCAUUAUACCAGGAACAGCAAACAGAUCAUGUGGUUUUGGCAGCUUGUGAAAGAGGUGGACAAUGAGGUGAGACUGCGGCUGAUGCAGUUUGUGACGGGAACCUGCAGGCUUCCUCUCGGCGGCUUUGCUGAGCUCAUGGGAAGUAACGGGCCUCAGAAGUUCUGCAUAGAAAAGGUGGGAAAGGACACGUGGCUUCCGAGGAGCCACACAUGCUUCAACCGUUUGGACUUGCCGCCGUACAAAAGCUUCGAGCAGCUGAAAGAGAAGCUCCUCUUCGCCAUCGAGGAGACUGAAGGGUUCGGCCAAGAGUAGGGGAAUCCCCCCUCCCCUCCUCCUCCUCCACCUCCACCCUCCUCACAUCGCUGAGUCUUCAGCCACAUUCAACAAAACUAACAAAAAAAAUUGCACAAAGUAAAACCACCAAUGUAUAUAAGCUAUUUUUAACCAAAUCGGGAUCUGCAGCACCAUCUAGUGUCCCUGAUAUACGAUGCCCCGACGUAAAAUAUGCAAACAGAUCUGUUUAAAAACAGUCUUUGCUUUCCUCUCAUCGCGGAAUGGCUUUCAAAAAGUGUUUUUUUUUUUGGACAGGAUUUCGUAGUUGAAGCACGAUUAUAUUUAAGGCUCUAGUUCUAUAGAGCUUGUGAUAGGUGCGUGUUGUUUUGGAGUCUGGUGCCUGAGAACCCCCAAGCCCCUUCUCUGUCUGUCCUCCUUAGUAAUGAUUCAACUGUGUGCUUGCAUGGCUGCCUCCCAGGAACACAAGACCGCUGCUACCACACCUUACUAGAUCACUGUGACUCAAACCCAGAGGGAACUCCACUCUUGUUUUAUCCGAGAUCAAGAUCUGCCCUGCAUCAUGUUUGGUGAUGAAGUGGUGCACCCCAAUUGGAAUCAUUGCUUCAUUCAGAAAGCCUUUUAAGUGAAUGUUCUGCCAUCCAUCUUCUUUUCACCUUUUACCCUUUAACUAGUUUAAACUUUCUUUGACCACUGAAUAUUUGUUUGUCUCUUUACAUUAGCGAAGGUUUCGCCGUGCCUCAGUGUCUCACAUCCCGCUGGACGCAGGCGAAACACUCAAUGUAGCAAAAGAAGCCGACGUGUGGGUUUAACCGCAGAACUUCCGUGCUUCCUUCUGUAAUCUUGAGAAAAUCAACUGUGUAUGUGAAUAUUCAUUGUAUAGAGCUAAUGCAAGAGAAAAAUAUAAUUCAUUACACAGAGCUGUUGCUCCAUGAAAUCUGUGAUGCCUUUUGUUCAUAUCGGACAGCUGGGAGGCCUAGGGGUGACCUGCGGCUCCGGCUCCGCCCUCGGUGAAACCUGUAACAUAUCGCGUGUAGAUACACACUGUAAUCAUGAGCUACACUGUACAGAAUGCCCCUUUCACCGAGACGUGUAUAGAAGAUUCCUUUUUAAUCUGCUUUCAGCCAUUUUAAAUGAAGAGAGAUGGAUUUAUGAGAUACGAAUAAAGAGAUGAAUAA